CUCUAUGGAAACGGCAGUGCGUGCUCGUCCCCGGCGUUUGGGUGACGGAGACGCGGAGAGAGAGAGAGGUUGUUGAAUUCAGAGAAGCGACUGACUGCUGCAGCAGAGCGUUUGAAACCAUGGCUAACAUUCCAAGGAUUAUUAAUAACGGCAUUUAACAGGGAAACGCAGGGAAAAUGGCAGAGAGGCUGGAAUGGGUGGAGAUCAUCGAGCCUCGAACCCGAGAGCGGAUGUACGCCAACCUGCUGACGGGGGAGUGCGUGUGGGACCCUCCCCUGGGGGUGCGGAUCAAGCGCACCAGCGACAACCAGUGGUGGGAGCUGUUUGACCCCAACACCUCGCGCUUCUACUACUACAACGCCUCCACGCAACGCACAGUGUGGCAUCGGCCCCAGAACUGCGACAUCAUCCCCCUGGCCAAGCUGCAGACACUCAAGCAGAACACAGACUCACCACGUGCCUCUGCGGAGAACAGCCCGGGCCGGAACAGCAACGUGAGCCGCGAGGGCAGCACCUCCUCCUCCUUGGAGCAGGAGCUGGAGGGGAAGGCGCUGCCCCAGGCACAGGCACAGACUCUGCAGCAGCAGCAGCACACGUUGGGCAGAGACGAGCCUGACAGGAUGUCUCCUUUCCGCUGGAACACGGGCACCAAGGAGCGGAUGCUAAUUAAGGUGACGGACCGUGAGCCCAGCUUCCUGGCUCACCAGGGCAACGGCUACGAGGGUCCUGGUGGAGGAGGGGGCGGCACGCGGUCUCGGCGCUGUUCUGGGAACCAACCCACGCCUCCCGAGCCGGAGAACUGCUCUGUCUUCUACCCUGAGCGCCGUCAGUCCCCUUUCCUGAAGCGGGUCGAGCUUGGGGGCUCCCCUCUGAUAGGUCGAGGGGACCCCUUUCAGCACCGCCGGGCCUCGGGUGACUCUCAGCCUCCGUCACCCCGCUAUGGCUACGAGCCCCCGCUUUACGAAGAGCCCCCCUCCGAAUACCAGCCCCCCAUCUACGAGGAGCCCCCCACAGACAUGCACUGCGAGGCGUCCCACUACGGCAAGGCCUGCUCUCCACAGCAGAAAUCCCCUGGCCGUAAGCCCCAGCUGCCUCUCUUUCACUCCCCGAAGCAGGGCUCCCACUCCCCCUACCAGCAGCUGGUGCUCACCAAGCAGAAGUGCCCGGAGAAGUCCCUGAGCCUGGAGUACAGCCCAGCUGGCAAGGAGUACGUCAAGCAGCUGGUCUACGUGGAGCAGUCCGGCUCCAGCCCGCGCUUCAAAACAGCCGACCGGCUGCACCGCUACCAGCCAUCCAACACCAUCGCCGGCUACGGGGGCUCCUACACCCUGCAGCACAGCCAGUCCCUCAUCAGGGACCCCCGCACGACUGACCGCAGCAACAGCAACCCGGGGGACCCCUGCGAGCUGCGCCAUUUGCUCUAUGACGACUCCAUGUCCUGGUCCAGCCAGCAGGACACCCUCUCAUCCACAGGUGGCUACUCCCCGAGCAGCCGCAAGCGCAAGAGCCGCAAGCCCUCUCUGCCCCAGGAGGUGCUGGCUCACUGUGGGGAGAGCGAGGGGGAGUGUGAGCCUGCAGGGGGAGGCACCAUGGACAGGCAGCAGCAGCAGCAGGGAGGAGUUGUGUCGGCCGCAGAGUCACCCCUGUCUGGUUACCCCGAAUCCUACCUGACCCAGGGCAGGCUGGCCUGGGAAGCCCAACAGAUGCACCAGCUACGGCAGCGCAGUAGCUGGGAUGCGGCCCAGCAGCAGGGGGCCCUGCAGAGCCAGCUGCAGCAGGGCGUCGGGGCCAAGGACGGGUACGAGAGCGAUGGUGCCGUGCCCCACCCCCUGCCCGGCCCAGUGGUCAGAGCUUUCAGUGAGGACGAGGCGCUGGCGCAGCAGGAUGGCCGGCACUGGAAAAGGAGCACCUUUGAAAGGCUGGGCUUCCCACAGGUCCUGUUGGAGAAGAGCGUCUCUGUGCAGACCAACCUGGCCUCUCCGGAGCCAUUCCUGCACCCCUCCCAGUCAGAGGAUCUGGGUGCCUGCGCUCAGUUCGAGUCCAGCAGGAAUGCCCGCAACAUGAAUGCGAGUGCCAGCUGCGUGUUCCCAGAGUUCACACUGCGCAAGCCCUCCUCGGAGACGGACAUCGAGAACUGGGCGUCCAAGCACUUCAACAAGCACACGCAGGGGCUGUUCCGCCGCAAGGUCUCCAUCGCCAACAUGCUGGCCUGGAGCAGUGAACCCAUCAAGAAGCCCAUGAUCAUGACCUCCGACCGGGGUGUCAAGAAGGAGGCCGUGGAGAUCUUCAAGCUCAUCCAGAUGUACAUGGGAGACCGGCGGGCCAAGACGGACCAGCUGAACGUGGCUCUAGAGAUCGCCAUCAAGGGCUGGAGCGUGCAGGGGCUCAGGGACGAGCUGUACAUCCAGCUCUGCCGCCAGACCACAGAGAACUUUCGUUAUGACAGCCUGUCGCAUGGCUGGGAGCUCAUGGCCAUCUGUCUGGCCUUCUUUCCACCCACGCCAAAGUUUCACUCCUACCUGGAGGGCUACAUCUAUCGGCACAUGGACCCCCUGAACGACACUAAAGUGAACCAGCACAUUAGAGAUCUCCUGGAGGCGAAAAUCAAGAGGAGGCAGAAACCGCGAAAGAGAGGCAGGCCCCACAGUGAGGAGACUGAGGGGGUUGCCAUCAGCACCUACGCCAAGUACUGCUACCGCAAGUUACAGAGAGCAGCUCUCACCGGGGCCAAAAAGGGUUUGCAGAAGCCCAACCUGGAGGAGAUCAAGCAUGCAAGGAACGCUGUAUUUUGCCCUUCGAUGUUCGGCAGCUCUCUGGAGGAAGUGAUGGUCAUGCAGAAGGAGCGCUAUCCAGAUCACCAGCUGCCCUGGGUGCAGACCAGACUGUCUGAGGAGGUGCUGGGGCUCAACGGCGACCAGACCGAAGGCAUCUUCAGAGUCCCUGGUGAUAUUGAUGAGGUGAACGCUCUCAAGCUGCAGGUGGACCAGUGGAAUAUCCCCACAGGACUGGAGGACCCUCACAUCCCAGCCUCGCUGCUGAAGCUGUGGUACCGGGAGCUGGAGGAGCCUCUGAUCCCUCAUGAGUAUUACGAUGAGUGCAUCACUCACUACGAGGACCCAGAGGCUGCAGUGCAAGUGGUGCACUCCCUGCCGGAGAUCAACAAGCUGGUGCUGUGCUACCUCAUCCGCUUCCUCCAGGUCUUCGGUCAGCCUGACAACGUGUCGAUCACCAAGAUGGACGUAAACAACCUGGCCAUGGUCAUGGCUCCCAACUGCCUGCGCUGCCAGUCCGACGACCCGCGCAUCAUCUUCGAGAACACGCGCAAGGAGAUGUCCUUCAUCCGAGUGCUCGUGCAGCACAUGGACACCAGCUUCAUGGACGGGUUGCUAUAGCGCCAGGGAGCCCGGGGGGGUUCAUAGCAAAAACACUACCAACAAACUAGCAAAUGGGAACAAACACACACACACACACACACACCGGACGGUGUUUGUACUGACUGCUUGACAGAGCUGAUCUAAUACAGAGAAAGGACCGGAAGAGGGGCUGUUCAGUUUUUUUAUGGGGGGGGGGGGGGGGUCUUUUCAUCCUUCGACAACGUGCUGUGUGUCUCGUGCUCUAGGAUAGUCUGAUUUCUAUACUUCUGUGUGUCUGUCUGCCUUGAGUGUGCAUGUGUAAUAUGACAUAGAGAAUGCAAAGCGUCCCAAGUGAGAACUUACCAGACAGACACAUCACGGCAAAUUGACUUAAAUACAUUUUAAAAAAUGAUUAUAUUCAUUUAUUUGAAUGGUUUUAGUUUCUGUGCAAAAUCCACUGUUCUCAGUAAAUUAACAGGGUUGGUAUUUUUUUUAAUUUUUUUUAAAGGGCAUUGUUUUAUACAGUAUUUAUUUAUUCUUAUUUUUUAUAUAUAUAAAUACCUUUCACAAGGGACUUGUAAGGACUGAAAUAAUAUUUGUGUGUGUGUGUGUGUUUAUUGAUACAAAUGAGUAUGUCAAAUCAGGUUAUCCUUAAACUGAGAGCAGAGAAGAAAAAAAAAGUCCUUCUUUUGAACAUGAAGGCAGUGCCAAAAGAUGUGAAGCAGUUUCUGUGGAUAACACGUGGUUAAUAAGGGGACUGUUAAUUCCUGAUAAAACCACUACCAAGACUGCCUGCACUUCCCUCACGCUCCCUGGGAAUAAGUGAACAGACCGACCCCCAUCUGCCUUUCAGUGCUGUUCAGGACUUUGGCUAGCAGCAGCUACGAGUAAAUGACCCUAACCUGCUCCAGCAACAACAAAAUACAAGAUGCCCCCCUUGGAUCCAGCUAGUGCUCCCCAAAACCAGGCUGGGUGUCUUUAGCCGUGUGUACAUUGUCAUGGUCUGGAGAAGUGUUCCAGGGUAUUUUGUAUACAUCUUAUUGAAUAUGCCUGUACAGGAUUUGCUGUACUAAACACCAUUGUUUGCGCUAAAGAUUUGUUCGCCCCAACCCCAAAGCCCACCUGUCCCCAAACUGCUGUUUUAAUUCAAAGUGUUGCCCCUAGGAGCAUGUAUGCUUGUUCCCAAAGAGGCCUGGCUCCAGUUGGGUAAGGCAGCCCCAAAAGCUCUUCUCUCAAACAGGGCGUUGUUAUCAUAGUUUUUAUUAUGGUACUGCCUCCAUCUGUUAUAGCAAACCGUAUUGGAAACCAUGUUGAGAAUUUGUUUUGUUUUUUUUAACGCCAAUAGAGAAAUGAGAAAAGUUGCACCCAUGACUGAUAUGCAGUGUAUGAGCGUAACUAUGGAGGGUCAGUCAGACUAUGCGCUCUCUGGAGUUUUAAUUGUCAGACACUCAUUUUUGUUUUUAAAGAAAUAUGUUUGUAUUUUUUUACCUCUUGGUUGCACCCUCAGGUGAUCAGCAUAUUGUAUUUGAAUUUCAAGGGAAGCUACCUUUUUUUCAUAUGGAAAUUGUUGUGAAAGGUGCAGCAUCCCUUUUUACCAAGCAAACCCCAUCCAAACAGAUGCAGGUCAUUUCAUAAAUCCGCUGCACCACAGGAAAGACCAAACUCCCAGACAGGGAAGCCAUUUAUGAACCAAACAACAUGGCUACAGUGUUUUAACUCUGGAGUCUUAUAAUUCACUUCAAGCAGACAGAAUACCGUAAUAAAUCACUGGCCUUUUGGAGUAACAGAUUUGUUUGGUUCCACAUUGAAACACUGUGAAACCUGUUGCUUCUGAGGUUUCACCACUUAAUGUGAAAACAAACAAAUACAUCCAAGUAAACAACAAGGAUGCACAAUUUUUUAUAAAGUCAAUUGUACUGACACAGGCAUGAUGGUUUUCAGGUUUGGAGUUAAUCAAGUUAACCGUUUUUAAACUGAAGCCGUUUUAAAUUUAAUUUGAAAAUGUAGGUCUGGAAGCCAUCUUGUUUAACAAAACAACACCAUUUUGCCAUAUUUGAAUUCUGAUGUCACCGGGAUGAUGCUACCAAGUUGGGAGUAAGUUGGUUAAGUUUUCGUGCAUAAGCAGUUUGUUGUUUGGUGUGCUUUUUGGCGAAUUUGGUGGCAGGCAGUUUGAUAGUAAAAUUUAUCACAGCAGCUUCUGCUUGGCAAACUUGAAGCGGGUUUGGUUGCUGAUGACAUAUGCCAAGUGUCAGAUCAAUCACUUCACCGGUUCCCAAGAAGAUUUCGAAAGGUUUCUGAAAAAUAUGCGUCAGGUGGCCAUUUUGGUUAGGUCAACACCAAGUCAGUUGUAUUGAUACAGUGACAGGGAUGAUGCUUGUGAAAUUUGGAGUUAGUCAAGUAAACCAUUUGUCAACUAAGGCAGUUUUAAAUGUAAUAUGUAAAUGUACGUCUGGCGGCCAUAUUGUUUUACAAAACAUCAUAAUUUUGACAUAUUUUUAUUCCUUGUCACUGGCAAGUUUGGAGUUUGUUGGUCAAACGGCUUUCAAAUAAACGCAGUUUUCAUGUUGAUUGGUUACACCGCAUGCAAACAGGAGCAGUUUGAAGUUGAUGGAAGAAUAAUAAUAAUAAUAAGAAAAAUCCUAACAAUAACAAUAGGCUUCCCAGCCAUUCUGGCUGGGAAGCCUAAUUAGAAUAAUGAUAUAAAUAAUAACAACAAAUAAAAAUAAAACAAUAUAUGAAUAACAAUGAUAGAUAAAACACAAUGUAUAAAAAUACAGAAAUAAGCAAAUAAUGAUGUUAAAACUUCAUGCUGAUUUGAACUUGGCUCUUGCCAAGAUAAGCACCAACUAAGACGUAGCUUUACAGUAAACUAAUGUGAUCCAUCUGCGUCUCCAUCCAUUUGCGUUUCCUUCCAUCUGAUGAUGUAGAUAUCCUUCUGCCUGGUGUUGAUGGCUGAAGUGUAAUGCUGGCUCCAGGGAUCAGCUUAUUUUGUCUCCCCAGCGCAUCAGCACACACAACGGCUGUAAUGCUGGCUCCGGGGAUCAACCACAGUGCGGUCUCCCCAGCGCAUCAGCAUGACAACUGUCUGGAUUGAGCUAAGUAGGGUACAUCUCUGGGGUCUUCAAGUGGGCACCUUCCAUCCUCCUGUGUUUAGUCGACUAGCCCACGACACCUCAAGAGGGCUCGACGGUGAUUCUGGCGUCCCAGCAUCACCCCCCUCCGUCCCCCACUCAACUCAGCCCAGCUUACUACCCGUACAUAAGCGUUGCUUUCUUUCUAUUGUGCUUGAGCUCCCCAGCCAGAAGCUUUCCGUCUCAACCACAGCCAGUUGCUUUAGAUAAGUUCUUCACUGUGUGACGCAACUCUUGGCCACUGAAUCCGACGUCUCUGAGAAACCGGGUUGUAGAGUGUGCCACAAAUCCUCGACAACCCACCUCCACUGGGUAAACCUGGACUCUCCAUCCUUGCUGUUCUGCUUCUUCCUUUCACACGCCUCAUCUACAGUAUCCUCCCAUGGCACUGUUAACUCUACCAGGUGAACAAGGCGUGCUGAUCCAGACCACAAGAUAAUAUCUGGUCAAAGGUUAGUGGUGGCAAUCUCAGGUGGAAAAAUAAGCCGUUGACCAACAUCUGCCAGCAUUUUCCAAUCUCUAGCAGCUUCCAGUUGUCCUGGGUGAGGCUUGGUUUUAACACCUUUUCUUGGCGGUUGCUCUCCUGGGUGGAGGAAUGUUGUCUUUUGUGUGUAAUGUUUUGAUGGUACUGGUGGCAACUUAUUGGUCAUGUUACGCUUGUCUUCCAGUGCUAAGGCCAAACAUCGCAGCACCUGGUCAUGGCGCCAAGUAAACCGUCCUUGGCUUAGAUCCACCUUACAUCCUGUCAAAAUGUGCCUUAAUGUUGGGGGUGAUGAACACAAAGGACAUGAGGGAUCCUGUCCUACCCAGAGGUUUAGGUUCUGUGGUGAUGGGAGAACAUCAUAUGUUGACCUGAUGAGGAAACUGAUCCUGCUCUGUUCCAUUGUCCAUAGGUCUUGCCAGCUGAUCUUGCGUUGUUCCACACUCUCCCAUCUCAUCCAUUCUCCCUGCUUGGCCUGGGAAAUGGCCUUUACGCACCUUAUCCUCUCCUCCUGCUUUUGCACCUCGUUGACGUUCUGCUUGCUCUGUUGAGCUGGGGCUGCCUUGUGCCAUGUAGGAGGAGCUGAACUGAGACCAAUACCCCCUAUUCCAUGCUGAAGUUGCCCCAUGAUAUCACCGAUUCGAAGGGCAGCCUUUGCAUCUUCCACGGCUUUCUUUGCCGGCCACUUUCUUCCAGUUUUCAACACAGGUGUUGCCUCCCUUAUGCAUUUGUCGCAUGACUCUACUAAUGUCAUUUCUAGUCGGACCUUGCCGCACUUAAACUCCUUGGUUAGAGCGGAGACUGGUAGCUGCAGUAUACCUUUACCAUAAAGUCCCACUCUGCUGACGUAUGACCUGAUUAAAGCUUCCAGCUUCUCUACUGUUGUCAAAGAAACCUUGUACACAGUCAGUGGCCACAGCAGCCUCAGCAGCAGACCAAACUGAAAGCACCAGUUUUAGUUUGCCCGGUAAAGCGCUGUUGUCUAUGCUCUUCAACCCUUCCAUCGCUUGUUGUCUAACUUAUCCCACACAAACUGUGUCCUUUAGAUCCCUGUCGUACCAUCUCCCAAGACUUUUCACUGGCUUCUUAGACACUGUUGGUAUUGCCUCACCAUUAAUGUAGAACCUUUGAUCUACUACUUCACCUUUAAUUAUAGAGAUGCUCCUUGAUUUAGUGGGCUUGAAUUGCAUUUGUGCCCAUUUGAUGUUAUUGGUUAAUUUGCCCAAUAACCGAUUAGUGCAGGCUACUGUUGUAGUCAUGGUUGUCAUGUCAUCCAUGUAUGCUUGAAUUGGUGGUAGUCGCAUUCCAGAAGCCAAGCACUCUCCUCCCACUACCCAUUUUGAUGCCCUAAUAAUUACUUCCAUUGCCAUGGUAAAAGCCAGUGGAGAAAUGGUGCAUCCUGCCAUUAUUCCAACUUCUAGGUAUUGCCAUGUAGUGCUGAAUUCUGAAGUUGAAAAACUAAAUUGCAGAUCUCCAAAGUAGGCUUUCACUAAAUUUGUUAUUGUCAUCGGUACACUGAAAAACUCAAAUUAGAUAAAAAAAAUAAAAAAAACAGUUGCUUGUAAGUCAUGUUAAAAAGGCUAAACUAUAAAAGUCUUUAAACCUGACUUAAAAAUAUUGACAGACGCAUAAUCUCUAAUAAAAAAAAGGCAAGAAGUUCCACAGUCUGGGGGCAUUUUAACUAAAGUUCAUAACUUCAGUGUUACAAAUGCAGUACUGUUUUAAUUGUCUUCCCUGUGCCUCUUUAUUGGCACCAUUUUCCAAUAAGAGAGCUUCCUAUCAUGUCUUUCUGAUUCGGUAUAAGUCUGACAAGGCGGGUGUUGGACAUGAUCAGCACCCAGCUUGUCUGCUUACCCUCUUACACGUCCCUUGCUAUAUUCAGGUCAGGCUGUGUUUCAGCUGGCCAAUGAAUUGAAUAUGAUGCAUGAAGCAGCAAAGCCUCCUCUUUUGUAAUGAACAGCUUUCUAUGAUGUUUCAGUGAAGAGCACAAGUCGGCUUCGGUGAGUGCUGUAUUACAGUAUUGUGUGCGCAACUCAAAUAUAAACACGCAAACUGAAAAACCACCAUCUCAACAGCGGCAUGGCCAUGCUGCCACCCUUUCACGCUGCACCAGUCCCCCAGUCUGGCUGGUCUAUCAGCCCCCUCAAAAGCAUCACUGAAAACCAGUAUACAAAUUGUGCAGGUUUACAUGUUUCAGGGUGGAAUCUGUAGUAAAUCUCACCGGUUUUGCGCUUGGCUACAUAGGUCUCAAAUGCGCAGUUUUGAAAGAAGCACAUGCUAUUUUCAUGUUAAAACAUCUAGUACUAUAUUAGGUUAAAGAAAGGAAAUCUGUCACACUUCUCAGGUCAUUUCACCUCUGUGUUAAGAUAACAAUACAUGCUUACUAAACCACAUGUGCCUUUUAAAAACUUCACAUUUGUGACUGGGAGUACGCCACAGAUUACAUCUGUGGAAUUAUUUUGUCAACUUUAAGGUCAGCUGCCGUUGGACUCCCUAGGAUUGAGGGAGUCCCAGUCCAUGUUUAUGCCUUAGGCAGAUCAUGUCUUUCGGUUGCAGAGUGAGGAAUGGAAAUGUUCCCAGGUAAUUUUGCUGGUAAAAAAGGAGUCUGCAUCUUCCUAAUUCUGCCUGAUUUACUGUCUGACGGAGUGCGUGGCUUUUUCUACUGCAUUUUUCAUCCUGCAGACUGUUGGGCUGUGCCUGUUUGUGCCCAGCAGGUGCUAAUGGUGACAGUGUCACAGUGCAGCUUUUAUAGAAAACCACUUGUCAACUUCUGCCUUGCUUUAUCAUGUUGCAUUGCACCAGGAGGACAUGGAAACAAGGAGAAUUUUAAAAGGGAAAACCAAUCGCAGGCAUUGAGGAUUAUAGACAUUUGCAGUGCACUGUAAUUACGCAUUCCCCUACACACAAACACACAGAGGGUUAAAUCCCAGUACAACCAGUUCUGAUUUACUGGCCUGUAUUUUUCCACUCCAUAGUAAAUAUAUUUGGAUUGCUGUUAGUGGAAAACUGGACCACUGUGUGAAAGGAUAACUGUAGAAACGGGUCUCCAAAUAGGGGCUUUAGCCUGCCCCCAUAGCCCCUAGUGGUACACCGAGGGAAAAGCAUGCCAGACCUGUACCCUGAAAACCAUUUUUUAAUACAUAUGUGGGUGUGUAAUAUUUUUCAUAUUUCAAUGGCCAGCUUGUAUCAGUGUGACGUCACAAUAGCGGGUUUGCCAAGCUUUGAAUUCAGAAAAAAAAAUAUUAUUCUUUUGAUGAUGCCAAACACUCUGGUGGGAUUCUGAACCAAGGCUCGCUGAAAUGGUCUUCAGCAGCUAGGCUUGUGGCUAGUGACCUUGCUCCAACUUUUAAAAACAAGUCUCAACGAUGUAAAACCAAAACAAGACACGAAUUGGAAACUAAAUAGCAUGAAUGACAUGUGGGUAAGAGAAUAAUACAUGUUUAAGCUCUUUCCAUUCCAGCUUUAAGGUAAUCUCCAAUCCUGUGGCCUAGUCGCAGUUCAAGCAUGGUCUCUCCCUCUGUAUCCUACUGGUCUACACCAAUGGAGCAGACUAUAUGAUAACUUGGAUCUCAUACAGUAUAUAUAAAUACAUAUUAAUAUUUUUUCUUAAAACAUGCUGUUCUCAGCUCUUUUAUCUGGGGCAGCCCAUACCCUUUUAAGUGUGGAGUGAGUGUGCUCCUGUGUUAAAAAACAAAUAGAAUAAGCUGUACAGCCACGAAGAGUCAGAAACAAAACAGCACAUAGACUAUGAGUGCCCAUACAAUAAUGUGGAAAAAAAAGAUAAUUGAAAGAUGUUUUUGGAAAGAAAGUUAAUUACACAGUGGCUCAGGUUUGUGUCCCUUUUGAAAUGCCAUGCAUAUGCAUACUACUGUCAUUAAACAGGUAAAGCUGGAGUAGUUUAUGAAAUGGCACAGAACCCCCCCGAGACGCAGCCCAUAUUUUAUUUCUUAUAUUACAUGGAUUUUAAAAAUAUGCUAAAAUAUAUUGAUGAUCAUGAUAACUAUCAAUACUUCUCAGAAUGGAACGUACCUUUCCAGUUUCAGACUCGCUGCCGUCUCUUUUUGUAAUGCAUAAAUGACAAUAACGCGUGUUUAUUAUAUUUAAUAACUUAUAAUAACUGUAUUAGGAUUUCAUUGUUUUAUUUACAAUAUCAUUUUAUACUGAGCUUGUAAGAAGCAGUGUGGAUUGGCAAAGAUCACUUGUGUUGUGUGACACUUCAUCGGUGGUGCCUGAUUGUAGAUUUGAACCGUAACUGCCUGUUUGAAAGUACAAUUGGGACCAAAGGUGGCUUGCAUGCUGUGUGUAGGAGUGUGCGAAUUAGUCUCUCUGUAGUCUAGUUAGUUCUCUCGCUGCUGCUGUGCUGCUUGCUGAUGCUGUUGUCUGGGAAGGCGAAGUUGCCGGAGCUUGAACAGACUGUAUUGUGCCUGGUUAUGCAGAAAAGGACAUUUGAAAGGUGUGUGUCAAGCUCGGACAGGAGUAUUUCUUUUGGAUUUCUUUGCUCUCCGAUCUCGGAUAAGAAAGUACCAGAGCCAAGUCAAAUGUGGUUUUCUUGGAUGUGUUUACAUAUUCUUGUUGACUCAUUAAAGUUUUUGGAACAUUUGGGUGUUGAAAGCAGGACAACAUGUUGAGUUUGUCAGACAAAUGUUUUUUAAUCAAGCUAAUCUUGAUUGUCAGAGAAAGUUGUAUUUCACUGGUGUGUGUGUGUGUGUGUGUGUGU
This is a messenger RNA of Acipenser ruthenus (sterlet), 11682 nucleotides long. It is a transcript of the gene arhgap39, whose product is annotated as Rho GTPase activating protein 39. Gene Ontology annotation, biological process: signal transduction. The coding region runs from base 177 to 3392 and encodes 1071 amino acids. The record is from RefSeq and is a predicted model, not a curated record. Gene Ontology annotation, molecular function: protein binding; GTPase activator activity. NCBI's taxonomy places the organism in Eukaryota, Metazoa, Chordata, Actinopteri, Acipenseriformes, Acipenseridae. The transcript has 10 exons. Gene Ontology annotation, cellular component: cytoplasm; cytoskeleton.